Messenger RNA from Leptosia nina, 7224 nucleotides. NCBI's taxonomy places the organism in Eukaryota, Metazoa, Arthropoda, Insecta, Lepidoptera, Pieridae. The record is from the annotation of a GenBank genome assembly.
AUGACAAAUAGUAUUUUUUAUUCCGACAAUAUGGGGAUUAUGUACGAGAAACGGCCUUUAAAGCGACCUCGACUAGGUCCCCCUGAUGUGUACCCUCAAGAGCCGAGACAAAAGGAAGAUGAGCUUACAUCUGCUAAUGUAAAACAUGGCUUCACAACAACUCCUCAAUCAAGUGAUGAAUUUGGAACAGCUAGAAAUUUCAAUCAUUCUGCUUUUGCAACAAAGAUUGGUCAAUUUUUUUCUGGCAUAUUAUCCAAAAAAGAAGAACUAAAUACUCUCCCUGAUUGUGGAAAAAAGAGACAGCAAGUGAAUCCCAAAGAUAAUUUCUGGCCAGCCACAGCACGUACAAAGCCACAAAUUGAAGCGUGGUUUAAGGAUUUAGCUGGCAGUAAGCCACUUUCCAUAUUGGCAAAGAAAGCACCAAAUUUUAAUAAGAAAGAGGAAAUAUUUAUAACAUUGACUGAAUAUCAAGUGGCAAUGCCAAGAGCUGCAUGGUUUAUAAAAUUAAGUUCUGCAUAUACUGUUGCUGUUUCGGAAGCUAAAAUUAAAAAGCGUCAGCAUCCGGAUCCUACUACAGAAUGGACAACAACAUUAAUAAAAUUCUUGAAAGAUCAAAUACCUAAGUUGGCAGAAUAUUAUCAAAGUGGAUCAGUUAAUAUUUCGGACAAGACUCCACCAUCUCAGUCUGGCCAAGGGACACCAAGCCAUAAUACUUCAGGACACCCACCUGGCAGUUCAACACCAAAUUCCACUUUGUCUAAUUCUAUGCAUUCUCCGGGGAGUUCCAGUUUACUAGGUUCUUCUACUCCUGGAUCAGAAAGUACAGAUUGGAGACAAGCUCUAAAACAAUGGAAUUACUGCUGUCGCCUCGCUAAGUAUUUAUUAGAUGAAGGAUUGUUAGAUAGACAUGAUUUUCUCACAUGGAUCAUUGAGCUACUAGACAAAAGAGCACCUGAUGAUGGCCUACUUAGGUUAUUCCUUCCAUUGGCAUUACAAUAUAUGUGCGAAUUUGUGUGCUGCGAGGGUCUAUCGCGCCGUCUCGCUUCCAGUUGUGCCAAGAAAUGCGCGGCAAUAUGUUCUGUACUCUCCGAGGCCACGUUGCGUACGCUUAACCAACCAGCUGUUUUUACCAAGAACGAAAAGAAUGGAGAUGCAAAUGGGGAUCCUCUUUCGCCCGUUGAAACCACUAACGAUGUUAAACCAAAUGUAAGCCAAAUAAAACGUUCCGCUACGCCUGCUGACCAAAACCACGGCACACCAAAUCCAAACCACUCGAUGGGGACGCCGAAUCCAAACCAUUCAAUAGGAACACCAAAUCCAAUAGGAACCCCAAACCCAUCUCAGCCUCUGGAACAAGUGAAAGAGGAAAAUGAUUCGCUUGGACGUGAUACAAAAGCAACAUUAAAUGCAGUGAUCACUGCUUCUCUUAACCCAGUUCAAGUCGGUUUUGGAGAAAUACUCAACUGCCCUUUUCACAGAGAUGUUAUUGUACAACUGGGGACUAUACUUCAGAUAAUAUGUAUAGAGUGCCCGACAGCCAUGGUUUGGUCUGGUUGUGGGUCAUCAUUACAAGGUUCACCCUUAGACAUUUUGCCCCUACCCCCAUCUGCUCUACCCAUGCCUCAUAUGGAUUCGGAAGUCACUGAAGAACACAGAAAAUUGGUGUAUGAAGCUGAGCAAGAAAUAGCUGCGAGGAGCAAGAAGGCAGAAAGCAAAUGGUGCACAGAUAAAUGGCAGACUAGUUCACAAGCCCGAGUGCUAGCCGUACUUGAAGCUUUGGAUCGUCAUUGCUUCGACCGUGUCGAUCCAAAUAAUAACCUGGACACUUUAUAUAAGGAAGUUUUUGCGAAUUGUACAUCGCCAGUCAAAGAUGGAAGCCAAGAUCCCAAAGAUCCUGAGUACGCUUGUUCAUACUCUGUGGUUCGUGUGCUAUGCGAGUGGGCGGUUUGUGGUGCGCGCUGGGGUGAGCAUCGCGCUAUGGCGGCGGCUGCUCUGCUCGAUCGUAGACAGCAUCAUCAUCACCAUCACGAACAUCAAGGUUCUGACGACAAAGAAUCAAUCAGCUCGGCAACUGGACUAUACAGUGGACCGCCGAUAUUUCAAAAUUUGCUUUUGAGAUUUUUGGACAACGACGCCCCCGUCUUAGAUGAAAGUCCAAACGCGCCGCCAGGUAACAGACAACAAUUCGCAAAUUUGGUGCAUCUAUUUGGAGAGCUGAUACGACGCGACGUGUUCUCUCACGACGCUUAUAUGUGCACCUUAAUAUCAAGGGGGGAUUUGAUAUCUCCAACGGAACCUACGGUGACUUCAGGAACUGGUGGCCAUACUGUAGCCCAGCCAGUGAACAGUGCUGGUACCAACCAUAAUAUAGAUGACGACAUAUUCGCCGGCAUUGACCUCAAACCCAAGAUGGAGGAGAAUGUAAGAAUGGACCUAGACGACUCUAAAAUCGACGACGAUCUAGACAAAUUAUUGCAACACAUUAAAGAGGAUCAACAAAACUCUAUGGACGCACCCGACAGUCCAAAAGACCCUGGUGAACCAUCGCACAGUGUUAAUUCGCCAAUGAUGGGACCUGGUGGAAUGACUAUACCCAGUAUGCAAGCUAUUGGAAUGGGUCCAAUGUCAGUUCCAGCUGGUAUUCGACCAACGAGCUCAAACGGUUCGAACAGUACCGGCACAGUAUCAAGACACUACCACUACACAAUGCACUUCCCCUUGCCGCCAACCGAACCAGAACAUACCCCCCACGAUGCCAACCAAAGGCAUAUACUGUUGUAUGGCGUUGAAAUCUGCAAAUUGUUCUCUAAGAAGUUUUCCAUUGAUGUCGCGGAGGGCGGUAAAAUCAAGAAGCAUUCAAGGAGCGAGUUUAAUUUUGAGGCGGUAACUCAGAAGUUUCAGUCCAUGUCAAUGUACGAGCAAGGCGCGGUCUCGUGGGCGGUAGGCGGUGCCGUAUGCGAAGCGUUGGCCGCGUACGCAGCCGGUGCGACCACCUAUCUCCCGCAACCUGAACACGUUGCGUUCGCGCUGGACCUUAUGGAGAUAGCGCUUAAUGUUCACGGACUUAUCGAAACUUGCAUACAGAUACUAAAAGAGCUGUCUGAAGUUGAAGUGGCGUUGAUAACUCGUAAUGCUCCAAGUAGUGGGCUAGCAGCGCCCCGGGCCUACACUUCGGCUUUGGCACUGUACACAGUAGGCGCUCUAAGGAGAUACCACUCUUGUUUAUUACUAUGCGUCGAACAAACUUCAGCCGUAUUCGAACAAUUAUGUCGGCUUGUGAAGUGUGUUGUCAACCCCGGAGAUUGCGGUUCAGCAGAGAGAUGCGUGUUAGCGCAACUCCACGAUCUAUAUAAGGCGGCUGCACAUCUGUUCCAUGCUCCACACGCGGACACAUUCGCUAAUGCCUAUCCUAAGAUCAAACAAGCCCUUUAUUCACCACUACAACCUACUCCUUCGAAUCACUCGUACAAUCCACAGUUUCUUAGUGAAUUUUUCACUAAUCCUAGAAAAGGUAAAAUCGAAAUAUCCUGGGCUCGUCAAGUAGCCGAGUCGCCGGCGAAUCGCUACAGUUUUGUAUGUUCGGCGAUGUUGGCUGUAUGUCGAGAGGUUGAUAAUGAUCGCGUAAACGAGUUGGGUGUGCUCUGCGCGGAGAUGACAGCGUGGUGUAGUGGGCUCGCGGCGGAGUGGCUCGGCGCUCUAGUUGCCUUAUGUGGCUCUCAGCAUUACCCCGCUUCAGCACCACAUUCGGCGCCACCCACGCUGUACCCGGAUCUGUUGCACCAUAGAGACCUGCAUGACGCUGCAGCUCACGAUGCGCUGGCUGUCUUCACAUGUAUUUUAGUUGCUAGACACUGUUUUUCGCUCGAAGACUUCGUGCGGCACGCAGCUCUACCGUCUCUUGUGAAGGCAGGUGGAGGUGGCAAUUCGAGCAAUCACAAUCCCAACGCACCUUCCACGGACGCAGGGGCGAGGCUUGCUUGCCACUUGCUACUCAGACUGUUCAAAACCGUUGAUACACCACAGCCAGGGCUAUACAGCGUGUCUACGUCACCUGGACCCGGAGGCAGUGGGGCUGGAGUAAGAUUAUCAUGUGAUAGGCAUCUUCUGGCUGCUGCUCACAAGAACAUCGGUGUGGGACCGGUUCUGGCAACACUGAAGGCGAUACUCAUCGUAGGAGAUUCCACGGCAAGGGAUAUAACGAAGCCAAGUGGAAAGAAAUCUAGUGAACUCUCUCAUAUCCUAGGAACGAGCGAUACAGUACCCAUCGACGCUCAACUUGAUCUCCUAUCGAUGGUAGAAACAGAGAUGAAUGGGGGCCAUAAAACGCCUAGGGGAAACGGCGGCGUCGGGUCAACGUUACUGGAUUCGUCUCAAUCGUUGUCGUCGUUAGCGAGGCGGGUUCUUGCCGAAAUCUGUUCAGAGGAGUGGGUCUUACAGAAAUGCUUACAAAAUCCGGAUGAACUAUACCACCCGGAUAUGUUGUUGGACCACAUGCUAACACCGCGGCAAGCUCAAAGGUUACUACACAUGAUAUGUUAUCCGGACUCAGCCAGCCACACACACCCAGAUCUUGAUCAAAAGACGAUGAUAACACGACUGCUAGAGAACCUGGAGCAGUGGUCCUUGCGUAUGUCAUGGCUGGAUCUUCAGCUGAUGUUCAAGCAGUUCCCGAGCGGUUCGUCUGAACUAAGCGCCUGGUUGGACACAGUCGCCCGAGCUGUGAUCAACGUUUUCCAGCAACCCGCGCCGCCCCCGCCAGAUAAGGACCGUAUGGGUACGGAACGCGGCGUAGUUAGCACUAGCAAGUGGUCGCAGUCGGUGUGGUUGGUGGCGCCACUCGUGGCCAAGUUACCCCCAGCAGUGCAGGGACGUGUUCUUAAACAGGCUGGCCAGAUAUUGGAAAGCGGUUGGGGUGCGGGGUGUAAUGGAAAUUGUUCGGGAAGCGGUGGAAGUGGAGGGGGAUCACACCGCGACUGCAAGAGCCAUCAGAGUCCCAGUUACAAAGGAUCAGCAGGUAGCGGCGGCAGUGGCAAGCGCGGCGUGGGUGCCUCAGGAUGUGGUGGAUCAUGCGCGUGCGCCGCAUCCGCAUUGAGACUUGCUAACGAACCGCUCUUAUCACUUGUACUGACCUGUCUACGACAUCAGGACGAUCAAAAGGAGAGUCUCCUCAGUUCAAUUCACGCCCAGCUACAACACUAUUUGAAUCAUGCCCGUGAUCACGAGCGGUCUACGUGCGGAGACACGUGGCAAGAGGAGGCCGCGCCCGAAGCCCUACAACUGCGUUUCUCGCUCGCCGGGGGGAUGUUCGAUGCAAUACGACGUUCCUAUCAGUUGACGUCGGAUUGGGCUGUACUUUUGACACAACUCGUCGCACAUCAAGUCAUCGAUGCUUAUAACAAUAGUCUGUGUCGCAGCAACUUGUUCUCAACAUUGAUCGACAUGCUAGCGACUCUGAUACACUCCACGCUAGCGGAGGGCGGCGACGACAACAACAGGAAACAUUACCAGAAUCUCAUGAAGAAGUUGAAGAAGGAGAUCGGGGAUAGGCACGGUCCCAGCGUUCAAGCCGUCAGGCAGUUGCUGCCACUCUCCAAAAACGCUAUAGAGGUUAUUGCGUGUGAAAAAAUUACAAGCUUCGACAGUGACAAGAAACAGGGACUCCGGUUAACGGACAAGUUAUCUGUCUCGAGCUGGGAGCUAGUGGAGGGUGGAAGGAAUCCUGCACCACUGUCUUGGACGCUCUUCGCGGCGACUAAGAUCGAACGGAAACCACUCACUUAUGAAAAUGCUCACCGGUUAUUGAAGUACCACACGCACAGUCUCGUCAAACCCUUGAGUUAUUACUUGGAGCCACUUCCAUUGCCGCCUGAGGAUCUCGAUAACAACGACAGCAAACAGGACAAUGGAAGUUUGGAUUCCAGCCCCACCGGGUCUGGUAAGGGUCGCAAGAUGUCCUGCAAGAUGAAUAAAAUGAAGAAAUCCAAACCGACCACACCCACAAAUGGUGUAGGAGGAGCGAUGGGGGGUGGGAUGGCAGCACAACAGCAGCCACAGUUUAUGCCUCAACAGCAACAGUGGUUCCCGCCUCAGGGACAGAACUACUAUAACCCGGCUGCAGGAGUUAGCCCACGCGGUGUGGCACCACCUGCGAAUGCUCAAGGUGCUUCUAAGCAGGCCCUGAGCAACAUGCUACGAAAUCGUUUCCCCUUCUCACAAAUGACCCAGAUGCAGCAGAGUGGCGGUUACCCUGGUGCCCCGCAGCCGCGUGGUCCUUUCCCACGCCAGGGUAUGCGACAGAUGCAGCCGAACCAAAUGGGCCAGAUGCAACAAAGUCAAAUGAACCCAAUGAGCGGCAUGGGUGGCAUGGGGCCUAUGGGGCAAAUGGGCGGCGUACAAAUGGGACCGGGUCAGAUGAGCGCAAAUCAAAUGGCCGGCGGUCAAAUGGGUAGUGGCCAAAUGACUGGUGGGCAAAUGGGCGGGGGGCAAAUGACUGGCGGGCAGAUGGCGGGGGGACAAAUGGGUGGUAUGGGCGGGCAGAUGUUCGGUGGACAGUACGGCGGCAUGCAGCAAGGUUACGGCGGCUAUGGACAGCAGAUGAUGCAAGGUGGACAGCAGCAAAUGAUGAAUCAGGGUAUGAGUCAGAGCGUAAAUCAAAUGGGGCAACAGGUGAAUCCAAUGAGCCAAGGAGUCAAUUCCAUUGGACAAAACGUAGGUCAGAUGAGUCAAGGCGUUGGGCAGUCUGGCCAAAUGCCGCAGGGCAUGGGCCAAAUGGGGCAGGGCAUGGCCCAGAUGGGUCAAUCCAUGGGACAGAUGAGCCAAAUGGGCCAAGGGGGUGGAAUCGGUGGUAUGAACAGCCAGGCUGGGUCUAUGGGUCCUCAGGGUGGUAAUGUCAUGGGUGGUUUCCCGGGACAACAGUCUUUCCAGCAGAAUAUGAUGAGUGGUCGCGCCAGUCAAGAAGCUUAUUUAGCACAGCAGAGGCAAAACGCUCGUCCGCAGUAUAUUCAGCAAGCACCAAAUGUGACAAUGGGUGGAAUGGGCACCCCAGCGCCGCCCUACCCUCGUGGCAUGCAGCCGCAACAACCGGCGCAAUAUCAACAACAGAUGACGCAACAACAGCAACAGCAACAACGCAUGCGCCAGCAAAUGUUAGCAAUGCAACAACAGCAACAAGGCCCACUCGUGCAGCAUUUGCAGCGCCAGCAAUACCAACAGCCCUAUCAAUAA